Sparassis crispa is the source of this 393-nucleotide messenger RNA. RefSeq lists its product as hypothetical. The transcript has 3 exons. The record is from RefSeq and is a predicted model, not a curated record. Lineage: Eukaryota; Fungi; Basidiomycota; Agaricomycetes; Polyporales; Sparassidaceae. Gene Ontology annotation, molecular function: racemase and epimerase activity, acting on carbohydrates and derivatives. The coding region runs from base 1 to 393 and encodes 130 amino acids.
AUGUCUACGGUCGAAAGCAAACGAAUCUGCCAAAUCAUCAAGCUGAAACCUGGCGCUGAGCAGGAAUACAAGGCCCUACAUGCCGCUGCAUGGCCGGGAGUCCUCGCCGCCCUCGCGCGAUACCACAUCGCCGACUACUCGAUACACUACUACGCGCCGCUGCGCCUGCUCGUCGCGCACUUCAAGUACACCGGCACGGACUAUGCCGCUGACAUGCGCGACAUGGCAGAGGACGCGGAGACGCGGAGAUGGUGGGCGUUGACGGACCGGCUACAGGAGAGCUUCGUCGAGGGCGCGACCGGGAGCGGGGGUGAUGCGCCGUGGUGGCUGGAUCUGGAGGAGGUUUUCAGAUUUGAGGGAUACGCGGCUGGGACGACGUCGAUGAGUUCGUGA